Molecule: messenger RNA, 1425 nt
Organism: Symbiodinium natans
Lineage: Eukaryota; Dinophyceae; Suessiales; Symbiodiniaceae
Source: the annotation of a GenBank genome assembly
AUGGCACACUUCUCGAUCUUAGACAGCGAGGAGGCCAAGAACAUCGCGGUUGUCCACAAGACAAAUCAAGGCUACUCCGGGAAGGACCUAUGGAAGCUGAAGCAAGAGCGGCCCGAGCUGUUUGGGGGCGUGGCGGCAUCCGCGCCAUCUGGGAAGCCUGCGCCACCGGGUUUCGAGCAAGUGCGAGAGAUGCCAGGGUGGCUGUACAAUCGGGACAAGGCUUUGUACUUCCAGCGCGAGAGUGGACUCCUGUAUUGCCGUGAUGCCCACAAUGAGCUCUAUGAGUUGCAUCAAGGUGAGGAUUAUGGCGGUGCCUUGACAGUUCGUGGCGAUGCUGCCACGGUGUCCACUAAGGGGCAGGCAGCGAGUCGGAAUGUCAUCAUCAAUGAUCUCCAUCGUGCUGCAGCCUCCAUGAAGCUCGACUUCUCCCACCAUGAUAGCCCAGCCGCGAUGUUUGCCGUUUAUGAUGCAUCUGCUGGGCGCGGUGAGCAUGCUGAAGCAGCUGCAAAAGGGCUCCACAUGCAGCUUCUGCCUCGCCUUGCUGCGUGGCGCGGCCGCUGGCAGAACGACCGGCUACAGGGCGUUCUCGCGGAAUCCAUUGCGCAGCUGAGGCAGGAAAUCGCUCCAGAAAGGGGUGUUGCCUUGGCAGUUGCACUUCUGCUUGGUGGACGGUUGACUAUGGCCGCAACGGGUGGUGCGAUUUGCAUGAUUUUCGGGCAAGUGGGUCAGUCUGAUGGAAAUGUGGACAACUUGGAGGUGGUCGGGCCAGACAAUGAUGAUGCAGAGGCGACGACGCACUGUGCCGUGCUGGAGGACAGUCACCUGGGAGCCUUGCUCACGGUAAAGGGUGUGAGGAAUUCUGGAUUGCCUCCGGCCAGAAUGCGGGCCCUGGCACGAUCACACGUCAUGGCAGAUCGGCCACGGGCAGGGUGUGUGGCACUGCUGCAGGAAGCUCGCAAGGUUGGUGGUGAACCUCCCUUGGUCGCAGCUGCAGUGCGGUUCUCGUGGUCUGCUUCCCGCGGUCAGGAGCCAAAGCGCCAGCGAACAGAUGCACCCCUCGCCAAGGUUCGCUGCAGACACCUCUUGCUGCGCUACGUCGGAUGCCAGGCUUUGCUCGGUGACAGACGCAAGAAGCCCACGCGCAGUCUGGGAGAUGCUGAGACGCAAAUGCUGCAAAUUCUCCCAGAGAUCGCCAAUGGUGGACCUGCUGCAUUCACUGCAAAGUGCAAAGAAAUCUCUGAGUGCGACACAGCCAUGAAAAGUGGAGACCUGGCCGGCGACUUGGGGUGGCUUGACAGAGAUCCGGCCAAAAACCGGAAGGUGCCAGCUGCUGUGGUUCGGGCCGCCGUCCUCCUGGCGGUCGGGCAGGUGAGUGACCUUGUAUCAUCUGAGCGCGGGAUACAUGUCAUUCUCAGAACUGCCUGA